Messenger RNA from Diatraea saccharalis (sugarcane borer), 1945 nucleotides. NCBI's taxonomy places the organism in Eukaryota, Metazoa, Arthropoda, Insecta, Lepidoptera, Crambidae. The record is from the annotation of a GenBank genome assembly.
ACACGCAUUCUGUCAAAUGUUGUCAAACAAUAUGACGACAUCGGACUAGAUAAAAUUAUAUUAUUGUAGUCCCCGAAACAAUAAAAAAUAUUGCGUGGUAAUGAUACGUAAUCAGUAAGCGUAUGCGUUCGACUACAAAACGUCGUUUUGCCACGCGCUCUCGAGUCAAAAAGAGAUUAAUUAUUGUACAGUGUUAUACGCAUCCUAAGUGCACAUCCUUUGUUCCUGAUUAUGGCUGCAGCGUUAGCUAAUGAUUCACCAAAAUACACCAAUAGCUUAAUAUGCUGCAGCCCUCGGAGCGUCGAAGUUGCUUCAACAUCUUCUGCAUCGUCUUCUACAUCGGGCUGUGUAUCCACUGAUGAUAGUUAUGACUCUAACUACAUACCAAAAUCUAUAUCGAAUAAAAAAUUGAAAAUCCACAGCACAGCGACUCGAGAAGAGCUGGAAAAGGCCGUAAAACAGUGCAAGGAGCUAGUUUUGAAUACACCACAGUGUUCUGAAGAGAGAAAAUGGUUAGUGAGAUAUUUAGUAGAGUUGCGUUUGAGAUUAGAGGAUGUCAAGGACAACGACGGGCAAUUGAAGCCACGCGUAUCCAUAAAAGGUCACCAUUUCGAGCAGCAGAUCAACACUAACAAUCGUAAACAGUAUUGUGACCAUUGCAGUGGUGUUAUAUGGAGUAUAGUUCAAAGUUCAUAUAAAUGUGGAAACUGCAAUUAUAUUUGCCACUACAAAUGCGUCGAUCAGGUGUGUAGGAUGUGCGCUCAUAUCGUCAUGACAGAUAGAGGACAGUUUGAGAUGAGUAUAUGCCCUGAAAAAGGUCUUGCUGCUCAGGACUAUAAAUGUGUAGAGUGCCAAACAGCUUUAACAUUUAAAGACUCAUGGAACGAACCACGUUUAUGUGAUUACACAGGUCUCUAUUUCUGUAGUACAUGCCAUUGGAAUGACACAUGUCCAAUUCCAGCUCGUGUUGUUCACAACUGGGAUUGGGAGAAGAGGUAUAUAUCACGAAUAGCUUAUCAAAUGCUUACUAUCUCUUGGUGUCGUCCAUAUAUUGACAUUGAAAGUAUAAAUCCGAGGCUUUUUAGUUUUAUUGCUGAAUUAGAAUGGGUACACAAAAUGAGAAGGGAUUUGGAAUGGAUGAGACGUUAUCUUUGUGCUUGUCCAAAAGGAUCAAACCUAUUAUCUCCUUUAUUUGUGCAGCUCAGUGAUGUAAAUCAUAAAUACAGCAUGGCCCACCUGGAAGCUAUAAAUGAUGGUUCUUUAGAAUCAAAACUAACAGAGUUGACUGAGAUUUGUCGUAAACACAUAACAAAUUGUGCCUUGUGCUCUGGAAAGGGUUACUUAUGUGAAGUCUGCGGUAACAACGAAAUCCUCUAUCCUUUUGAUAGUGGAGCAAUACUUUGUGAUAGAUGCAACUCCAUGUACCACAGAGGUUGUUGGUUAAGAAAGGGACAGAACUGUUUGAAAUGUGUUCGUUUGGAGGAACGUAAAAAGAACAAGUUACCAGCUGAAGAGACAGAUUCUCAUUUAGAAUAUGACAUAGAUAAGUUUGUGGAAUAAUUAAUUUUUGUACCUGACUCAUUUGCUGAAUUAUUUUAUUUGAACACUGCAUGUUUUCAGAGCUUUGAAAUGUAUCUACAGUGGUACAUAAUUCUGUUGUUUUAAUUAAAUAUUAAAGUGAUAAUUAAAUUAUUGAAUGUUGAUAUAUCGAAGCUCUUAAAACUACUUAUUUGUGACUUUAUUUUCAGUUUUAUUAUUAUUAUUAAAAUUAAAGUAUAUUUAUUAUUUUGACAUGCAUGAUUUAGUAAGUUCAUGAUGCUUUUUUGUUUUGUUUAAAAAAUCAUGAGGUGCUGAUAGUUAUUAGCAAUAAUUAUAUGCAAAGGCUUUAAUGUUAUCAAUUACUAAGUUUGACCACUUCCAAUAAUUAUAUUAUAGUUAUAAUCUA